Messenger RNA from Emiliania huxleyi CCMP1516, 897 nucleotides. RefSeq lists its product as hypothetical. The record is from RefSeq and is a predicted model, not a curated record. The transcript has 6 exons. Bases 1 to 897 code for a protein of 298 amino acids. Lineage: Eukaryota; Haptophyta; Isochrysidales; Noelaerhabdaceae.
AUGCGCGACGCUGGCCAGGCCAUGUACCGCGCGCUGCUGCAGGCCGGAGCGCACUCGUACACCAGGACCGCGUGCCUCCCGCCGUCGCCGACGUCGAGCGUCGUCGCCUCCUCCCACGCCGCCGCGGCGGCGAUCGUGCCCGAGCCGCUGCAAAAGUCGAGAACGAGGCCGUCUCACAUCGGCGCCGCUCGCGCUGCACGCCUGGGGCAGCUCUGGACGGCAGCGGAGGCGUGGGGAGGCGCGCAGCCGUCUAUCGCCGCCUGCCCCUCGGCGCCGCGCCAGGCGGAGCGCCCAGCAUUAGGACGCGGCACCGCCACACCCUCGUUGUGCAUCGGGCAGUCCCUCCAGCCGCUAGUGCCUUCAAAAAUCACCGCCGCGGUCUGGGAGGACGACGAGGUGGUCUUCCGCAUGGUCGAGCGCCGCGCAGCACCAUACGACGAGAGCGAGGACAUGCACGUCGGCAUCUACACGAGGCGGCAGCUGCCAUCCUACCUCUUUCAUCAGGCCGACACCCACGAGAAGAUGCUGCGCAACCUCGACCCGUGCGGCUCGAAGACCGGAUCGGUGUUCUCCGGACUCUCGCUCCUCGCCGACAUCCUUGUCGACGAUGGGGAGGAGUCGCUUCAGCGCGCCGACGCACCGGAGUCGGCGCGGCCUGCCUCGCCGCCGAAGCCGCUUCCCCCGCCCUCCUCGGAGUCAGAGAAGGAGGAGGAGGAGGCUGACAACUCUCUUUUGAGUUGGAGCGCAGUGGUGACUCCCGCCGGGCUGACGACUCUCUCACCGCGCAUUGUCUUUGACUGCUUCAUCCUCACGCGAGCCUCGGGCUCUUAUUUGCCGCACAUAAACAUACUCAAGGAGCUGUGCAGGUCACGCACCACGUGGUUCUGGCCGUGCUGA